UCGAGGCAGAGGUGGGCGCAGACCGUAUGCCCAGACAUGAGGACCGCAAUCGAUGCCAUUAUUGUAUGGCAUUCAUCGCUGAGGCGUUGCGAUACCGUAAUGUCGCGCCGUUUGGCGUCGGACACAAUACGGUGUGCAGGACUACCAUCGAUAAGUAUACGAUACCGGAAAACACGGGUAUUUUGGUAUAUCAGGGAUAUAUUAUGCGCAACGAAAAGGAGUGGGAGAGGGCUAAUGAUUUCAUGCCGGAGCGCUUUCUCGACUCAGAGGGUCAAUUCGUUAGCACCCGACCAAAGGCAUACAUGCCCUUCGGUGUGGGUCGUCGUGUCUGUCCGGGCGAACGGCUGGCCAUCGCUGACCUGUUCCUCGUUUUGGUCCGUUUCCUUCAACGCACCCAACGAUACGAUAUACUCGUCGAUAGCAUUGCCGGCGUAUCAGUAGAUCCACAGAUUCCGGACUCUUCUAAUCCGCCGGAAUUUACCAUAAUUUUUAAGAAGAAAUAA
Molecule: messenger RNA, 503 nt
Organism: Medioppia subpectinata
Lineage: Eukaryota; Metazoa; Arthropoda; Arachnida; Sarcoptiformes; Oppiidae
Source: the annotation of a GenBank genome assembly